GCAAUCCGGAUUCAGCAUACAGCACCCCACAGACAGAUCGCCAUGCCAAAGCCACCAUCACACCCCCGAUACCAAGCCGUGGCGAGGUCGGAACCAUAUCCGAGCAGUGCCAACAGGAGCGGUGGCGGUCAUAACAACCAUGGCGGAGGUCACGGUCACAGUGGGCGUCAUGGGAGUACGGGAAUGGUGUAUCACCACGCCGCGGGGUCAAUGAACACCACCGCGGGAGUGACACCCGGGGUUUCACCACCGGCGCAUCAACAAUCAGCGGCCCCGCCGAAUUACGGGUACGGCGGGAAUCCCGGGAUCGGCGCCGGGUCUGGGCCCGGAGCGGGGACUGGAAUGAUGAACCCUCAAUAUGCGACAGCAACAAUAACAUCAACACCACGGACAGUACCUAGGAAUUUUGGGGGACAACAAUCGUCACCAUCGUCGUCGACAUCGACUUACGGACCACAGCCGUCUUUUGAAUCGCUACAGGGGCCGAAUCAGCCGCACAACAGCAGCCCCUCUUCAGCGCCAAACUUUCAGCUGACAGGCUAUCAGCACCAGAAUCAUGCCCUACAACAACAUCAUUCUCAACACCAACAACACCACCAAGGCCCCACUAUCGUCAACCAAAACGCCGCCCACCCAACCCACUUUCCUCCCCAAUCGCAACCACCACCACCACCACCACCACCACCACCACCACCACCACCACAACAACAACAACAACAACAACAACAACAACAACGACAUCAACCACUAAGCCAACCGCACCACCUCCACCAACCACUCCAAGCUCAAACAACCCAGCUAACCCAAACUCCAAUUUCCAAUCCGAGCUCGUCCUACAACCCCCGCCCAACCCCCCCUUCCCCAAGCCUGCACAACCCCACAACCUCCUGGACCCCCCGCGAGGACGCCCUUCUCCUCUCCUCACGGGCCUCGCAACUCCCCUGGUCCGAGCUGCAGCGGCUACACUUCCCCGGUAAGACGGCCAACGCCUGCCGCAAGCGACACGAGCGACUUAUCGAAAAGCGCCAAGCAGAAGAGGAAGUAGAUGAGGAUCGAUUGGCGCGCAUAGCAGGGGAAUAUGUAAAGAUGAGAGGGGAGCUAUGGCAGGGGUUGGCGGAACGGAUAGGGAUGGAUGUAAAAGAGGUGGAGGAAAGGUGUUUGGGAAUGGGGGUGGGGAGGUUGAAGGUUGCGGGACGGAGAGGGGGGAGGAGGAGGGGGUCGUAUCCUGUGGCGGCGACGGGGAUUAUGGGGGCGGGAAUGGGACCGGGACCGGUGUCGACAGUGAUGCCGAUGAUGUUCAGUCAAGGCCAGGGUCAGGGACAGGGACAGGGUGAUGCAGAGGAAGGAAGGAAUUACACGCAUAGUCCGGUGCAGAUUGGUUUUACGGGCGCAGGACAAUCAAUGAUCGGACCAGGUCCGGGACAUGGAACCGGAAUGGGAAUCGGAGGGAUGCUACCACCGCAUACCGCACCACCACUUACCACUCUGGUGCCGAUACCCCCUCCUACUACCACUACCGGACACGGGUAUAAUACGUCUGCCUUACCGACCUCUUCAGCACCAGGCAUUCCGCCACCACCACUACUCCCUCUGAUGCAGCAGCAACAACAACAACAACAACAACAACAGCAACAACCAAGAGUGGCGUUUGGCGGGUAUUUAAACGGACGAUCAAGUUCAAGAAGGCCGACACAUCCUUUACCUUAUUCUUCUGCGCCGCCAUUAGCAUCACCAUCAGCAUCAGCAUCAGCAUCAGCAUCCGCGCCGGUGAAUGUGAAUGCGAACUCGACUCCAUCUGGAGGAUUUGAUCAAGGACAAAGACAGGGACAGCAGUGGCCUCGACGGCAAGGAGGCGUAAAUCCCGCCGUGUCCGGGGGAAUGGGAAUGGAAAUGGGAAUGGGGGUGGGGGUGGGGAUGACGGUUCCUGCUGCAUCGACGACGGGACCACUGACGUCACAGACGUGGCAUGGUGGUGGUGGUGGUGGUGGUGGUGGUUAUCCUCCGUCUUCGUUUGGGUAG
This is a messenger RNA of Neurospora crassa OR74A, 2019 nucleotides long. RefSeq lists its product as hypothetical. The record is from RefSeq and is a predicted model, not a curated record. Lineage: Eukaryota; Fungi; Ascomycota; Sordariomycetes; Sordariales; Sordariaceae. The transcript has a single exon. Bases 43 to 2019 code for a protein of 658 amino acids.